Molecule: messenger RNA, 1575 nt
Organism: Trichomycterus rosablanca
Lineage: Eukaryota; Metazoa; Chordata; Actinopteri; Siluriformes; Trichomycteridae
Gene: zic3
Product: zic family member 3 heterotaxy 1 (odd-paired homolog, Drosophila)
Exons: 3
Coding region: 1-1338 (445 amino acids)
Biological process (GO): regulation of transcription by RNA polymerase II
Cellular component (GO): nucleus
Molecular function (GO): DNA-binding transcription factor activity, RNA polymerase II-specific; RNA polymerase II cis-regulatory region sequence-specific DNA binding
Source: RefSeq, a predicted model, not a curated record
AUGACUAUGCUCCUCGAUAGCGGUCCGCAGUUCCCAUCGCUCGGAGUUGGAGGCUUCGGAACUCCGAGACACCAUGAGCUUGGGAACAGGGAGCACGGGCUGGGGCUCAAUCCUUUUGCGGACUCGUCCCAUCCGGCCGCUUUUAAGAUCAGUCCCGUUACACACGACAUAGCCCCCAGCCAGACAUCAGCUUUUACUCCGCAAGCCGGUGGAUAUGCAGCCGCGCUGGGACACCACCAUCACGGAGGACAGGUCGGCUCCUACAGUGGAGGUGCCUUCAACUCCACGCGGGACUUCUUGUUCCGAAACCGGAGCGAGUCGACAGCCACGGGCGCGCAGCACGGGAUCUUCGCAGCUUCCGCGGGCAGUCUUCACGCACCCCCUGGAAUCCCGGACAACCCAGGCCAUUUGCUGUUUCCAGGACUUCACGAGCAGAGUGUGAGCCAUACUUCGCCCGGAGGACACGUAGUAAACGGUCAGAUGCACCUCGGUUUACGCGGGGACCUUUUCGGAAGGCCGGAUCCGUACCGCCAUGUCCCGAGCCCUCGCACGGAUCCGUACGGCUCCGCUCCACUGCACAACUACAACCAUCCCAUCAACAUGAACAUGGGCAUGAACGUGCCCACGCACCACGGCCCGGGUGCGUUCUUCCGCUACAUGAGGCAGCCGAUAAAGCAAGAGCUGUCAUGCAAGUGGAUAGACGAGAACCAAAUGAACAGGCCCAAAAAGACGUGCGACAGAACUUUUAGCACCAUGCACGAAAUUGUCACACAUGUGUCCAUGGAGCACGUUGGCGGGCCCGAGCAGAGCAACCACAUUUGCUACUGGGAGGACUGUCCGAGAGAGGGCAAAUCCUUUAAGGCCAAAUACAAACUCGUAAACCACAUUCGUGUGCAUACUGGGGAGAAACCGUUCCCCUGUCCGUUUCCUGGUUGUGGGAAAAUAUUUGCAAGAUCGGAAAAUUUAAAAAUUCACAAGAGGACUCAUACAGGCGAGAAGCCGUUUAAGUGCGAGUUCGAGGGCUGCGACAGGCGCUUUGCGAACAGCAGCGACCGAAAAAAGCACAUGCAUGUGCAUACUUCUGACAAGCCCUACAUCUGCAAAGUGUGCGACAAGUCCUACACGCACCCAAGCUCUCUCAGGAAACACAUGAAGGUCCACGAGUCACAAGGUUCAGAGUCGUCUCCAGCAGCGAGUUCGGGAUACGAAUCAUCGACGCCACCGGUGCUGGUUUCAGCGAACUCAGAGGAUCCCACCAAAACGCCUGAAUCAACCGUGCAAAGCACAUCAACACACAGCGACGCUUUAGCGCCCAACUUCAACGAAUGGUACGUUUGAGACUUCGACUUUCAUUGCGGACCAAAAGGUUCAAACAACCUUUAAAAAAAACAAAAAACACUAUUCACACAUGGGUGAACAAACAGACAGUGGAGGAACACGAAGAGUGCUGAGAGUUCUCCACAACAGGCCUCCUCCGUUCUCAGGAUAUAAAAACAAAUCUGACUUUUAUUCCGAGAUUGAAAAAGAAAUCAUAAAUAAAUACACUUUCUAGAAACAAAAAAAACAUUAAAAUAA